Molecule: messenger RNA, 2295 nt
Organism: Maudiozyma saulgeensis
Lineage: Eukaryota; Fungi; Ascomycota; Saccharomycetes; Saccharomycetales; Saccharomycetaceae
Source: the annotation of a GenBank genome assembly
AUGUUACCUUUGUUACAAAGAUCUACCUUAAUUAAAAAUACUAAAAAAAUUAAUUCCUCAUUUAAUAUAUAUAGGACACAAUUAUUUUCAAAAAAAUUUCAAAUUAUUAAAUUUUGUUCUUUAAAUUUAAAUCAUUACAGAUAUAUGAGUUUAUCAAUAAAUAAACGUCAACAUAUAUCAAAUAAUAAUAUUCACACUCGUAAUAAUACUAACUUAACACAAUCAAAUAUUAAAAUGCCUAUCGUUGCCGAAGAAGAAAGUAUUCCAUUAAUUGUAUCUAUUGAUGUUGGAACAACAUCUUCAAGAGUAAUACUUUUUAAUAAACUUGGUCAAGAAGUUUCAAAACAUCAAAUUGAAUAUUCAACAUCUGCUUCUGAACAAAAUUAUACUCCAGCUGGUCGAAGAAGACAUUCAGAAGAAUUAAAGGCUAAUACUUUAGACGAAGUUAAACUGACAACUAAUAAUAAUAUUAAUAUUAAAGAAGAGGAAGAGGAAAUUGAAAAAAAUGAAAAACAUAGCCCAAUUUUUUCUUCUGUUGGUUUUAAAAUUGAAGAAUCACCUUAUCUGACUAUUGAAGAUUUAGUAAAAAAUCAUACAGUUGGUCCAACUUUAAGAUUUCCAAAGCCUGGUUGGGUUGAAUGUAAUCCAACUUCAAUUUUAAUUAAUGUUUUAGAAUGUCUUGGUGCUGUUUUACAAUCAUUACACAAUACUAAUGAAUCAAGAAUAAGACAUGAUUUAAAACCAUAUAGAAUUCAUUGUAUUGGUAUUGCUAAUAUGAGAGAAACUACAAUUGUUUGGUCAAAGAAAACAGGUUUACCAAUUGUUGAUUAUGGUAUUGUAUGGAAUGAUACUAGAAAUGCGUCAAUUGUUAAUCGUAAAAAAGAAACUACUGAUCCAACUUUGCAAAAUAAAUUAACUGAAAAGACGGGGCUUCCUUUAUAUUCAACAUAUUUUUCUUGUUCAAAAUUACGUUGGUUUUUAGAUAAUGUUCCUGAAGUUAAACACUCUUAUUUAAAUAGUGAUCUAAUGUUUGGUACAGUUGAUACUUGGUUAAUAUAUCAUUUAACAAGUACAAAUAAUUUUGUAUCGGAUGUUACAAAUGCAUCAAGAACAGGAUUUAUGAAUUUAGAUACUUUAAAUUAUGACCCUGAAUUAUUAAAAUAUUGGGACAUUGAUCCAACAAAAGUUUCAUUACCAAAAAUCGUAUCAUCAGCAGAAUAUUAUGGUGAUUUUAAUGUUCCAAAAUUUUGUGAAGCAAUAUUACCUCCAACUAUUAAACAAUUACUAUCAAAUUUCGCAUCAUUGAAAGUACCAAUCAAUGGUUGUUUAGGCGAUCAAAGUGCAUCACUUGUUGGUCAGAUGGCUUACAAAAGAGGUGCAGCGAAAUGUACUUAUGGAACAGGUUGUUUCUUAUUAUAUAAUACAGGUACUGAAAAAUUAAUUUCUAGACAUGGAACUUUAACUACAUUGGGAUUUUGGUUCCCAUAUUUAGAAAAUGAAUUUAAUAUCAAUAAGCCGCAUUUUGCAUUAGAAGGUUCAGUUGCCGUGGCAGGUUCGGUAGUUCAAUGGUUAAGAGAUAAUUUACGUCUUGUAGCUAGAGCUGAGGAUGUUGGACCCUUGGCUAGUUUAGUACCAGAUUCUGGUGGUGUUGUAUUUGUUCCUGCGUUUAGUGGGUUAUUUGCACCUUAUUGGGAUCCUGAUUGUAGAGCUACAAUAAUGGGGAUAUCACAAUUUACUACAGCUUCACAUAUUGCCAGAGCUGCAGUUGAAGGUGUUUGUUUCCAAGCUCGUGCGAUUUUAAAAGCAAUGAGUUCAGAUGCUUAUUCAGAAUCAAGACCUAAUACACAUGAUGGUAAAAUCCCAAAGGAUAUCGAUUUAUUGGAAGAUGUAGAUACUUGUACAUAUGAGAAAUCAGUAUUUUCUACACUUUCUGUAGAUGGUGGAAUGUCACGUUCAGAUGAGGUUAUGCAAAUACAAGCAGAUAUCCUUGGUCCUUGCAUUAAAGUAAGAAGAUCUCCAAUUGCUGAAUCCACUGCACUUGGGGCAGCCAUUGCAGCUAAUAUGGGAUUUAAAGAAGAAAAUGAACGUCCAAUGUGGAAAAAUUUACAUGAUUGUAAAAAAUGGGUAUUUUUCAAUGGAGUUGAUAAGAGUGAAACUAUCCCAAGAGAACAACAUCCAAAUUUGAAAGUGUUUACUAGUCGUUCAAAGGAUACAAUCAGAAGAAAACAUUGGAAAUUAUGGGAGACUGCCGUUGCUAGAUCAACAGGUUGGUUAAAAGCUGUAGAAGAUGCUUGA